UUCCAUUUAAUGUAUAUAUAUAUUUAUAAUAAUGAUUAAUUGACACACAAAGAUGAAUGUGAAGUUUUGAAAACCUUCAGAUUAUCUUUACUUACAAGGUUUGCAAGUACAAUCUUAAGGUUUUCCUUAGAAGCUUCUUCACUAAAACAUGGGAAAUGAAAUGGAAGAGAAUUUACCACCAGCUCUUGUGAUGAUUGUCAUAGCAUGUGUGUUAUACUUUUUUGGAAAUGCAACUUUGUUCUACUUCACGAUAGAGUAUUCUAAUAAGAUAGUAAACAGCGGAUUAUGGACACGCUGUGAAUCUGACGCUCUUGUUAAAGAAUGCUAUAACAUACAAAUAUAUGCAGAACAUGAUUGGUAUAUCAUGUGUCUUGUCAUGAGUGCUUUUGGAUUCAAUGCUCUCAUAGUAUCGAUAGCUUGCGUUGGAUUGAGAUUGUUUAAAUUCCCUGAAAACAAAGUUUUGCGAAUUAUUACUCCCUUAGUUGUUUUCUCUGCAGUGGUGUUUAUUCUCAUAGGAACUGUCUUAUUUGUGAAGAAUAAGGAUGAUAUCGUAACAGAACCAUAUGGAGAAUUAUCUUAUGGGUACUCAUUUGCAUUAUGCAUAUCAGGAAUGUGUCUUGCUGCUUUGGUCGAUAUCGUCCUAAUUAUAGAACUUAUAAAACCCAAAAAGAAUACUAGAAAUCGUGUUGAUGUAAAUUCAAAUACCAAUAUCAAGUUCUGAAACACGAAUACAAAUUGGUCUGUUUAGUAAAGUGGUUGAUCUACUGCUAUAUCAACAAUAUUGUAGUGAUUUUAUUGAGAACGCCCAAAAUUGUGUUGAUCUAACCUAUUGUGGGGGACAGAAUUGAUGAAAAUUGCGAAUAAUUCAUCUAUAAGAAAGAUUUUGUAUGUUAAUUGAAGUGUGUAUCUUUUUUAUGUCUAUUUGACUAUGUAUUAUAUACAUGUAGUAGUAAAUAUAUAUUUUAUUAUA
Molecule: messenger RNA, 970 nt
Organism: Mytilus trossulus (common blue mussel)
Lineage: Eukaryota; Metazoa; Mollusca; Bivalvia; Mytilida; Mytilidae
Exons: 4
Coding region: 149-721 (190 amino acids)
Cellular component (GO): plasma membrane
Source: RefSeq, a predicted model, not a curated record